AUGAUAACAAAAAAGAGGCACUUGAGUGGUAUUAGCAAAAAUGUGGAGAAUAUGGGUUACAGUCUUGUAAAAACCAAAAUAGGCAACCAACGUAAAAGCCCUAAGAUGAAUAUGAUGGAGAGAUACGAUGUCUCAUUCACCGUCACCCAUACCCACUGUUAUAUACAAACUGUACGAAAACAAAAGUUCACUUUCAAUCAAGAUUGUUUGGACAAAAUUAUCACAUUCCACGGAUAUUGGCAUAUAGAUGAUCCCGGCAAAAGAAAAAUAAAAAAUUGCGACUUUGAUGCUUCUAAGGUACAACAUCUGCUACCUGAUUUUCGGAGUUCAUGGUGCGACACUUGCGGUACUGCAGUAAACCCAUCAUCCAAAAGAACACCAUUAUGGGAGUACGAAUAUUGCAAGCACUGUGGCUCUGCAGAAAUUAUUUAUUCGAAUUUUGAAUCUCAAGAUAAACAGAUUGCAUACUUCAAUUUCGGCGUUCACUUAAGUCAAAAUUAUAGUCCUCUUUUGGCCUUGGAAAAUAGAAAAAUAGUCCCUGGUUACACUUAUCGUUAUCACGAUAUUGUAGCUGCAAUAAAUGAUCAUUUUGGUGUUAAAUGCAAAGUUCAAGUUUAUCCAGAUCCCAUUCGACCGGAAGUUUGUUACUUAAGUGAAAUAAAAUUGGCUUUUUAUUCUUCUGCAGUAAAAAGAGAUAAUUUGAUAGAUCACCCGGAAGCAGAUGAAUACUAUACAAAAUUUCAAGAUUCGAAAAUAACUUUUCUGAAACACGUACCUUCAAUUGACCCCGCGAUACCCCAACCAAUUUAUCCACUACCGGAAAAACCAGCUGUUUCGGAAACGCCAUCAUUUUUGGAAAAUUUGUGGAAGCUAAUAAUACCAGCUUUAUCUGUAGCUCCAUGGAAAUCGGGAAUCUACUACUAAUGGGAGAUUGUUUUGUGAACCGAAGCGAUUUAAUGUUAUGUAG
Molecule: messenger RNA, 967 nt
Organism: Cotesia congregata
Lineage: Eukaryota; Metazoa; Arthropoda; Insecta; Hymenoptera; Braconidae
Source: the annotation of a GenBank genome assembly